Molecule: messenger RNA, 2305 nt
Organism: Grus americana (Whooping crane)
Lineage: Eukaryota; Metazoa; Chordata; Aves; Gruiformes; Gruidae
Gene: HDHD2
Product: haloacid dehalogenase like hydrolase domain containing 2
Exons: 8
Coding region: 521-1300 (259 amino acids)
Biological process (GO): dephosphorylation
Molecular function (GO): phosphatase activity
Source: RefSeq, a predicted model, not a curated record
AAGGCCUGGCCUUCGCUGGUGGCACUGCACAGGCCCUGCGGGGUGGCCCAGUGGUGGGGUCUGGGGGAGAAGAGGAACAAGGGCCAGGGGAGGCCGGCGCUGUGUGGGCAGUGUGGGGCACCUCAGCCAUGGAGAGCAGCCCCUGCGUGGCCCCAACACAUCUGUGCUGUUAUGAGCCUUCCCACAAGGGAAUAAAGCCUCUUUUGCCUUAGAUUGUGAGCAUCUUGUUGUGUUGCUACAUGGCAUGUUGGCCCCUUAGACCACCAAAGACCAGGUGGGAGUUGAACUGGAUGGUCCCUCAUGUCCUGACCAGCCUGAAUUAUCAUAUGGUUUCAUCCCGUUGCUGUAGCUGUAAUGCCAGCACAAAGGGAACCAGCAGGAAUGAUGAAAGUGGAAUCUCAGAGUUUUCUGUGCCUGUGUCUUGUACCUGAGACAUCAAGUUCACAUGAUCUUGAUCAUUGAUAAAACUGCCUGCAAAGAUAAAACUGUCCUGAUAAAAAGUUAAAUUUAUUAAGGCAGGAUGGCAGCUCGGCGUGCGCUGAAAGCUGUCUUGGUGGAUCUCAGCGGCACACUUCACAUUGAAGACUCAGCUGUGCCAGGCGCGCAGGAAGCUCUUAAAAGGCUGCGCAGCGCUCCGGUUACGAUUCGAUUUGUGACGAACACAACGAAGGAGUGCAAGAGAGACCUGCUGGAGAGGCUGACGAAACUGGGAUUUGACAUUGCAGAAAAUGAGAUCUUCACAUCUCUGACAGCAGCCAGAAAUCUUUUGGAGCAAAAGCAGGUGCGGCCUUUGCUGCUGGUGGAUGAUAAGGCCCUGCCUGAUUUCACAGGGAUAGCCACUGACGACCCCAAUGCAGUGGUGGUAGGACUGGCUCCUGAGCGCUUUCACUACGAAAUGAUGAACAGAGCGUUUCAGUUGAUUUUGGAUGGUGCUCCUCUUAUAGCUAUACAUAAAGCCAGAUAUUUCAAGAAAAAAGAUGGCUUGGCUCUGGGACCCGGACCUUUUGUAACCGGGCUGGAAUACGCGACAGAUACCAAAGCAAUAGUGGUGGGAAAGCCAGAGAAAACCUUCUUCCUGGAAGCUCUGCACGGGGCUGGCUGUGCCCCUGAGGAGGCCAUCAUGAUCGGUGAUGACUGCAGGGAUGACGUUGGGGGCGCCCAGAAUGCGGGCAUGCGUGGGAUUUUGGUCAGGACUGGUAAAUACCGACCAGCAGAUGAAGACAAAAUCAAUCCGGCUCCUUACUUAACCUGUGAGAAUUUCCCAGAGGCAGUGGAACAUAUCCUAGAGCGUCUGCUAUGAGAAAGGGAAUAGUUAGUUUGAAGAAACAUCUGUUUCAUGUAAUUUCCUGUACUCUUGCUUCAAAAAUUAAAUUCACAGGAUCAAUGCAUGCAUUGCAUCAUAAACCUAGCCGUGAGCUCCUUCCACUCGAGUUGUGAAAGGGCAGAGGAUCGGUGGGCCCUGGCACAGCCCCUUUCCUGUAGUAGUUUCACGGGGAUGUGAUGAGGGACUGCGAAUGGAUACCUAGCAGGUGAGACAGAACUGCUACAACCAACACAGCUGCUUUCCCGAAUGCCACAGGGAAGAGUUCUGUUUAUUUUCUGUUUUCAAGAAAUAACUGAUGAAAAGCCCUGUCUGGAAAGUGUCAUGUUCUUCUGCUAAAUAAGCUAAACUGAAAAAAAACCACUGGAAAUGCUCAAGUAAAUAAACAUCAAAGACUAACAGAGCCUUAGUCAGCCUGUAGUGAUUCACUGACUGUCUCUGCUCUAAUUUAAAGGUAGAGAAUAGGCACAUUUAGAAGUGACUUUUAAAUUAAAAUAUCACCAGUUUAAUAACUACUGUUGAUAUCUUUCCUCUCAUUAGAACAGAUCCUGACUUUUGUUUUCAAAAUUCUACAUAAAAUUAAAACUGUCAGCAUUUUACAGAUGUUUUAAUUAGAUGCUGUUAUUAAAAAGAAUGGUACAGAAACAAAAAUCUGGUGUUAAAUGCUUUAGAGACUGAAUUUUUGAAAUUAGACCUCAGCAGGGUCCUAUUAAUACUACAGUUGCAAAAUUUCACUAUGAUUGGGGUUUUUUUUGUUUCUUUUUAAUGUUAUGGAAAAAAAAUCCUUUCCAAGCCAUGGGGACAGAUUCCAGUUUUUACACAGUUGGUUAGCAGAGCUGUAAAAUGGAAUUUAAUUCUGUAGUAUGCGGUGCUUUUCCUGUGCGCUGAAUCCCCCAAUAUGAACCAACUUUGUAAUGAUGGUAAAUAGCUUUUCUGGUCCAUUUGCAAACUGUAAUAAACAAAGUCCUUUACGGUUGUUUUACA